Pseudozyma flocculosa PF-1 is the source of this 1854-nucleotide messenger RNA. RefSeq lists its product as uncharacterized. NCBI's taxonomy places the organism in Eukaryota, Fungi, Basidiomycota, Ustilaginomycetes, Ustilaginales, Ustilaginaceae. The record is from RefSeq and is a predicted model, not a curated record. The transcript has 2 exons. The coding region runs from base 1 to 1854 and encodes 617 amino acids.
AUGGGCUCUCCGGCGGGCGCUCGCAGCGCGUCCAAGGGCUCGCGGGCCAAGUCGCGCUCGGCCACGCCGCUCGGCCAGCAUGGCGGAGACGGCCUCUCGACGCCGACGGCCGCCUCGUUUCCGCCGCUCGAGCCGUCGAGGCCAAAGACGCGGUUAGAGUCGCACGAGCUCCACCUCGUCCUUUCCGAGAUCUCUGCGGUCACGUCGGCGAUGCGCAAAAACACGCGGUGGAGCGCCGCCUCGUCGGCAGCCUUCAGCGGCCUCACCUCGUACAGCCUGGCGCAGGCGUCGCUGGCAGGCUCGUCGCUCCCGACCGCCGCUUCGUCUACCGCCGUCGCAGGUGCAGGCGUUUCCGCUGCCGGAGACGCAGCGGGCGAAUCGAGCACGGCGCCUGGCCUCAGCGCCAGCAUGGGCCUCAGGAUCAACCCCAGGGGCAAGCAGGCCGAGCCGGCAGCGGCAGCGGCAGCAGCGACGAUGACGGCGACCGCGUCCAGAAGGAGCGGCUACUCUGCGGCUUCCGACGGCAAGGGCGACGACGGCCUCGGGCUCCUGACCGGCUUUGCCGUGCUGCGGGCUCAGCUGCGCGAGUGCGCCAGCUUUUCCGCCUUUCCGCUGCCCCUGCUCAUCUCGCCCUUUCUCCGCGUCAUCCUCAGCCCAAAGACGACGGGGCCCAUCACGUCGGCGGCGCUCCAGUCGGUCCACCGCUUCCUCGCCUACGGCCUCAUCAGGCUGUCGUCUCCGGGCGCGCAGGCCGCCAUCUCCGACAUCGCCCACGCCACCAGCCACUGCCGCUUCGAGGCUUCCGAGGCGAGCGCCGACGAGCUGGUGCUGCUGCGCAUCCUCGCCGUAAUGCAGGAGCUCAUCUGCGAGCCCGGCAGCGGCGGCGGCGUCCUGACGCCCGCCUUUGAGCCGCCCGCGCGCGAGGGGCUGCCGCCUCGGCCCAAGGCGCUCGCCGACUGCCUCGACGACGACAGCAUCUGCGAGAUGAUGGAGACGGGCCUCAGCAUGUGCUGCCAGAUGCGCCUCAGCAACCUGCUCCGCAGGACGGCCGAGCAGGCCAUGGUCGCCAUGCUGCGCUCGCUCUUCAGCAGGCUCGCCUCGAUCCCCACGGCCGCCGACGAGUUCUACUCGGCCGACCCCAACGCGCCCGAGCCCGAGCCCGAGCAUGCCACGCUCGCCGCCGAGCCCGUCGGCGAGGAUGCCGAGCUCGACGAAAAGAAGCGGCGGCGGAUGACGAUGCCGGAUCCGACCAGCAACGCCUUUCCUGCCGCGGCGGCCCAGUCGCUCAAGGACCUCAAGGCCAUCGGCGAGGCCGAGGAGGCCGAAGAGGCCGCUGCUGCCGCCGGCUCCUCCUCCGCAGACACCGAGGACGCCACCUCUGCGGCCGGAGGCGAUGCAGACGAUCAAGGCAGCGUCUCGGGCGCCGGAGACGUCGACGCGCGAUCCUCGACGGCCGCGAGCUCUCGCGAUGGCGACGGGGAGGUCGACGGUGUCGAGCAGGCCGCCGACUUUGCUCCGAUCGCGGUCCAGUCGUACGGCCUGCCGGCGGCCAAGGAAGUGCUGCGCGUGCUCGUGUCGCUGCUCGACGUGACCAACCCGCAGCACACCGAUACGAUGCGGCUGCUGGGCCUGGCGAUGCUGGCGAGCGUGCUCGAGGCCGCCGGCAAGUCGAUUGGCAGGUUCCCCUCGCUGCGCGCCAUUGUGCAGGACACGGCCUGCAAGCACCUCUUCCUGCUGGCGCGCACCGACAACACGACCCUGCUGUCGCUCAGCCUGCGCUGCAUCUCGAUCCUGUUUGAAAACAUGCGCGAGCACCUCAAGCUGCAGCACGACCGUGGAACGACCGGCCGCUGA